AUAAACAUUUGUUACCCUUAUCUCUUUGAUAUUAGAAUAAUUUCAAAUGGAAUUUCGGGGAGUAAUCUUUGUUAGUUUUCUUAUUUUUCAACUUGGAGUUAACUCCAAUGCCUUUUCAAUGAAUGAUUUGAUAAGCAAAUUGCCAGGACAACCAGAUGUUAAUUUCAGGCAAUUUGCUGGAUAUAUUGAUGUGGAUGAAAAUGUCGUUGGUCGAAGUCUUUUUUACUAUUUUGUUGAAGCUGAAAAGAUCCCUAAUCAACCCCUCACUGUUUGGCUAACUGGAGGACCAGGGUGUUCUUCAGUUGGAGAUGCCUUUGGAAGUGUUGGUCCUUUUAUUGUUACAAAAGAUGCUCAUGGUCUCCAAACAAAUAUCUUAUCUUGGAACAAAGUAUCAAAUCUAUUGUUUAUCGACUCCCCUAUUGGAUCUGGAUGGUCGUAUUCAAACACAAGUAGUGAUUAUAAUAACGGAGAUGAUAGCACUAAUAAAAUAUUGCUUACAUUUAUGCAAAAAUGGUAUGAAAAAUAUCCAGUCUUCAAGUCAAAAGAUCUAUAUCUAGCUGGAUCAAGUUUUGCAGGACACUUCGUACCAAAUCUUGCUAAUGCUUUACUCGACGACAACAAGCAAUCCAAACAGUCGAAAUUUAACCUCAAAGGAUUGGUUCUGGGAAACCCAAUGCUUCGUAAAAAGCUAGACGAUAUUGCAAAAAUUGAUUUCUUUUUCUCUCGGGAGAUGAUAAACAGCUCGUUGUAUAACGAAAUCAAGAAAGAAUGCAACGCCAUUGAUGAAAAUAAUUACUUUUCUAGCAUCAAAACCACUUGGAGCACAAAAUGCAAAAACCUUGUGUUUGAGGCCGAUUUGGCUGCGUUCAAGACCGAUGCUCAUAAUUACUCCCCACAGAAGCUAUUUGAUGUGUUUCGCCCUCCUUGUGCUGAAACUGAGCAAGAUUUGAACUUAGGAAAACAGGUUCCUAUAGUUAGCACAGAAGUAGACAUGUGCCAUCCAUUAAGGGUGCAAUUUUACUUUAAUCUCCCGGAAGUUCAAAAAGCUUUCCAUGGGAAUCAAACAAACUUGUCAUAUAGAUGGAAGGGUUGUUUCACAGCUAAUUUUAAAUACAACGAAGCUGAUAAGGACCUUGACAUGCUUCCUGCGCUUAAAAAUCUUCUUCAACUAUCCGUUCCCAUUACAAUAUUCAGUGGAGAUCAAGAUGGUAUAAUACCGAUAGAGGGAACCUUACAACAUUUGGAAAAGUUGGCCGAGGAGUUAAACAUCAAGUUAACAAAAAAGGAAACAUGGAAUUUUGGAACCAAGGAAGGAGGGUUGAAGUAUGAAUUUGGGGACUUACUAAAAUUCUUGACGGUGAAGGGAGGUAAUCAUCAUGUUACAUCUUCUCGACCAUCACAAGCGUUUUCUAUUUUCACAAGUUUCACAAUUAAAUGGAUGCAUUGAGGAUUGGUGAUGAAACUUAUGGAGCACACGAUCAUGAUUCAUGUUGAAUCCAUUAUUCACCAUAAUAAGACUUGUCGUUGUAAUAAUUUAUUGCGAUGACAUGUAUUAUUUUAUGAUGCAUGGACAUCAUAAAUUUUUAUAUUAUGCAAUAAUAUAAUUAGUUAAAUCAUCUG
Gossypium raimondii (Peruvian cotton) is the source of this 1620-nucleotide messenger RNA. RefSeq names its product serine carboxypeptidase-like 44. Lineage: Eukaryota; Viridiplantae; Streptophyta; Magnoliopsida; Malvales; Malvaceae. Gene Ontology annotation, molecular function: serine-type carboxypeptidase activity. Gene Ontology annotation, biological process: proteolysis. The record is from RefSeq and is a predicted model, not a curated record.